UCGUUCGGCUCCCCAAGAAAAGAAGUCCAUUGGCAAAAGCACGUCAUAAACGGAGGUGAAAUGGAGUUUUGUGUAAACCAAGCAUGCUGAAAACUGAAAUUGAAAGCCAAGGAAAAUGGGAUUCAUGCGCUCUCGCUCUCCAUGAUUGAAGCAACACUCUCAACACUCAAAGCCGAAGGCUCUCAGUUCCGAUCCACAUUUGCAUUCUACGAUGGACGACGCAUAUGCCAGAUCUAUUCCUGAGGUACUCGAUUUCUUUGGAGUGGACCCAACAAAAGGUCUUUCUGAUGGUCAGGUGGCACAGCAUGCCAGACUUUAUGGUAUAAACGUGCUGCCGGAAGAAAGAAGGGCUCCUUUUUGGAAAUUGGUCUUGAAACAAUUUGAUGAUUUGCUUGUGAAGAUAUUAAUAGCAGCUGCACUUAUCUCUUUCAUUCUGGCUUUAAUCAAUGGAGAAACGGGCUUAAUGGCAUUUCUGGAGCCUUCUGUUAUUCUAAUGAUAUUGGCUGCAAAUGCAGCAGUUGGGGUGAUUACAGAAACAAAUGCUGAAAAGGCUCUUGAGGAGCUACGGGCCUAUCAAGCUGAUGUUGCAACUGUACUUCGAAAUGGUUGUUUUUCCAUACUUCCAGCAACUGAAAUUGUUCCUGGCGAUAUUGUGGAAGUUUCUGUUGGGUGCAAAAUUCCUGCUGAUAUGAGGAUGAUUGAGAUGCUGAGUAAUGAAGUACGUGUUGAUCAGGCUAUUCUUACAGGUGAGAGCAACUCUGUGGAAAAAGAGCUUGAAACUACCACAGCAACAAAUGCUGUAUAUCAAGACAAAACAAACAUAUUGUUCUCGGGAACAGUUGUGGUUGCUGGUAGGGCAAGAGCAAUUGUGGUGGGAGUUGGUCAUAACACUGCCAUGGGCAGCAUACGUGAUUCAAUGUUGCAAACAGAAGAUGAGGUGACACCAUUGAAGAAGAAGCUGGAUGAGUUUGGUACCUUUUUGGCCAAGGUUAUUGCAGGGAUUUGCAUAUUGGUGUGGGUUGUAAAUAUCGGACACUUUCGUGACCCUUCUCAUGGGGGUUUCUUGCAGGGUGCUAUUCAUUAUUUUAAGGUUUAUUGCUGUGCUCUGGCAGUUGCGGCAAUUCCAGAAGGGCUCCCUGCUGUUGUUACAACCUGUCUAGCUCUUGGAACAAAGCGGAUGGCUAGGUUAAAUGCUAUUGUGCGGUCUUUACCUUCUGUGGAGACAUUGGGCUGCACUACUGUAAUUUGCAGCGACAAAACUGGAACUUUGACAACCAAUAUGAUGUCUGUGACAAAGAUAUGUGUGGUUCGCUCCGCAAAACAUAGUCCUGUUGUUACUGAAUACAAUGUUAGCGGAACAACAUAUGCACCUGAAGGCAUGAUCUUUGACAGUUCGGGAACACAGCUUGAUGUUUCGGCUCGAUUGCCAUGUCUUCUUCACACAGCAAUGUGUUCUGCACUUUGCAAUGAGUCCACCCUGCAGUAUAACCAUGACAAAGGAAAGUAUGAAAAAAUUGGAGAGUCAACAGAAGUGGCACUUCGUGUCCUGGCGGAGAAAGUUGGUCUCCCUGGUUUUGAUUCUAUGCCAUCAGCCUUGAACAUGUUGAGCAAGCAUGAGCGGGCAUCUUACUGUAAUCAUUAUUGGGAGGAACAAUUUAGAAAGAUAGAUCUGUUGGAUUUUUCUCGGGAUCGGAAAAUGAUGAGUGUCCUUUGCAACCGAAAUCAGCUUCAUGUGUUGUUCUCCAAGGGUGCUCCAGAGAGUAUCAUGUCUAGAUGUACAACCGUCAUGUGCAAUGACGAUGGCUCCCUUGUGCCACUUACUGCUGAUAUUCGAGCUGAGCUAGACUCAAAGUUCCACAGUUUUGCAGGAAAAGAAACAUUGAGAUGCCUAGCUUUAGCCCUGAAAUGGAUGCCUUUGAGUCAACAACGCCUUUCCUAUAAUGAUGAGAAAGAUCUUACAUUUAUUGGGUUGGUUGGAAUGCUUGAUCCACCAAGAGAUGAAGUAAGAAAUGCGAUGCUUUCAUGCAUGACCGCUGGCAUACGUGUUAUAGUUGUUACAGGGGAUAACAAGUCAACUGCUGAGUCACUUUGCCGCAAGAUAGGGGCUUUUGACCACUUCUUGGAAUUUAAUGAACAUUCUUAUACUGCUUCUGAGUUUGAAGAACUUCCAGCUCCGCAGCAAACUCUUGCUUUGCAACGUAUGGCUCUUUUUGCCAGGGUUGAGCCAUCUCAUAAAAGGAUGCUGGUUGAAGCAUUGCAGCACCAGAAUGAAGUGGUUGCUAUGACUGGAGACGGUGUCAAUGAUGCACCUGCACUGAAGAAGGCAGACAUAGGAAUUGCUAUGGGUUCAGGUACAGCUGUUGCCAAGAGUGCUUCAGACAUGGUACUGGCUGAUGAUAACUUUGCUACAAUUGUUGCGGCUGUGGCAGAGGGAAGGGCCAUAUACAACAAUACAAAGCAAUUCAUUAGAUACAUGAUCUCUUCUAAUAUUGGUGAAGUAGUCUGUAUAUUUGUGGCAGCUGUGCUUGGAAUUCCCGAUACCCUUGCCCCGGUCCAGCUGCUUUGGGUGAAUUUGGUUACUGAUGGAUUGCCUGCUACUGCUAUCGGCUUUAAUAAGCCAGAUUCUGAUGUAAUGAAGGCCAAACCUCGUAAGGUGAAUGAAGCAGUGGUUACAGGGUGGCUGUUCUUCCGUUAUCUAGUAAUUGGAGCUUAUGUUGGUCUUGCUACUAUUGCUGGUUUUAUUUGGUGGUUUGUUUCCUCUGACAGCGGCCCAAAACUGCCAUAUACUGAACUGAUGAAUUUUGACACUUGCCCAACAAGGCAGACAACUUUCCCAUGCAGUAUAUUUGAUGAUCGACACCCAUCUACUGUAGCAAUGACUGUGCUUGUCGUUGUUGAGAUGUUCAAUGCUUUGAACAAUCUUAGCGAAAAUCAAUCUCUUCUGGUUAUCCCUCCAUGGAGUAACUUAUGGCUUGUUGGUUCAAUAAUUCUUACCCUGCUUCUUCACAUGCUUAUUUUGUAUGUGCAUCCUCUCUCUGUUCUUUUCUCUGUAACACCAUUAUCCUGGGAUGACUGGUUGAUUGUCCUGUAUCUUUCAUUACCUGUUAUACUCAUUGAUGAGGUGCUAAAGUUAUUCUCCAGGCGUCCUAUUGGCCUGAGGUUCAGAUUAUGGUUCAGGAGGCCUGAUUUACUUCCAAAAAGAGAAUUGCGUGAUAAGUAAAAUUCGGAGUAUUACAUGUGUAAAUACUGCAUUUGCUUAUUCACUUGGCUAUACUGGAAGGGUAUUUAAAUCACCCACCUCUACUUAUGUGCAUGGCAGUCCAUGAGUUCCGAAAGUUACCAGCUUAGAGACAGUAUGACUUUGGUUUUGGUUUUGUUGUAUCGUCUAUAACUUUUGUCAUGAAAAUGCCAUGUGGUGUACAGGGCAAAAGUAGUGACUGGAGGUUGUUGUAUUUAUUUAUUCUCUCUUUUGGAGCCCGCAUUUAACCAGUUUUGAGGACUUUAAGUUGGAAAGGUAUCAUAUCAUUUGUAUAUCUUAAAAGAAGUUAUCUUUGAAUCUUCUCAAUGAAA
Molecule: messenger RNA, 3570 nt
Organism: Prosopis cineraria
Lineage: Eukaryota; Viridiplantae; Streptophyta; Magnoliopsida; Fabales; Fabaceae
Product: calcium-transporting ATPase 3, endoplasmic reticulum-type
Exons: 34
Coding region: 212-3220 (1002 amino acids)
Biological process (GO): calcium ion transmembrane transport; intracellular calcium ion homeostasis
Cellular component (GO): membrane
Molecular function (GO): ATP binding; ATP hydrolysis activity; P-type calcium transporter activity
Source: RefSeq, a predicted model, not a curated record